Messenger RNA from Haliotis rufescens (red abalone), 1676 nucleotides. RefSeq lists its product as uncharacterized. The coding region runs from base 538 to 1389 and encodes 283 amino acids. NCBI's taxonomy places the organism in Eukaryota, Metazoa, Mollusca, Gastropoda, Lepetellida, Haliotidae. The transcript has 2 exons. The record is from RefSeq and is a predicted model, not a curated record.
GCAGUUAUUGUGUGUCAGCUUUGGGCAAACAGCGAAGGACAACAUGUUAGGUUAACAGUCAGGAGUUUGAUGUUGGAACCUCCGCGAACGACAGUGUUGGGCUAUCACACAGGAAGUAAGUUCAUUAAGCUUGUUUAUUGGACCAAGACAUGGACCCAUGUUUAAAUUCCGACCAACCGAGCUGAAUUGAUCAUUAGUCCUCGCUGGAGCCACUCCUCCGCUAGGAUACCUGUGUGUUGUGGGAGGCUGGUGCUGGCUAGGUGAAUUGAAAUCCAGUCACCCAGCGACCGCUGUCACACAUCUGACUCACGGUGAAAGUAGUCCAGCUGGCCGUCCCAACACGGCGCUGUGACGGAUAAAUCAAGCUGGGCGUGAGCAAGAUUUCCGCAGUGAUCACAUCAUCCGUCAUUCAAAUAUCUACUCGGGCUAUCAUUUCCCCAACGUCAUCCGCAUUGACUUCCAGGGGUUAUUAAUUACGACUCACGAGACUCGAUUCAUUCGGACGUGCUGUAGAAGUAGCUUGGACAUAGAUUCGCCAUGUUGCCUGGGGGUAGACUUGUGUUGCAGGCUUAUACCUGUGUGUUGUUGUGUUCCCUGUCUCCCCUGGGGGCCUGGGGGCAUGGGAGGCUUGUAGACCCUCCCUCACGGUCCAGUAUGUGGAGGUUUCAGUUCAAUACACCCAGGAAUUAUGACGACAAUCAGCUUUUCUGUGGCGGAGUAAAGGUCCAGUAUGAAGACAAUGGCGGCAAAUGCGGCGUGUGUGGUGACCCCUGGCAGGGCCCACGCGACAACGAACCUGGUGGAAAAUUUUAUACAGGCAUCAUUGUCCGGAAAUACAAUGUUGGUCAAGUGAUAGGGGUUAAAGUUCAACUGACGGCCAGCCACAAGGGCUUCUUCGAAUUCCGACUUUGCCCAAACAACAAUCCAUUCAAGAACGUGACUCACGCCUGCCUUGAUAAGUACAUCCUUCCCUUGGCUAAGACAGGGGAGACCAAGUAUAUGAUAGAGUCAAAGGAUAGUAACCAAAACAUUGAGGUCAAUCUGAAAUUACCAGAAGGAGUUCGAUGUAGCGCAUGCGUAUUACAGUGGAAGUACAACGCCGGAAAUAGUUGGGGCACUGAUUCGGUCGGCAAUGGCUGCAUCGGCUGUGGUAACCAAGAGCAGUUUUAUGGUUGUGCUGAUGUUGCUAUCGGCUCUGAUCAGGCUGUUGUGGGCGUCAUCCCACCCAGGCAUCCUUGGUACUUCGACACGGACGACCGGUGGUACUGGGGUAUUGUUGAUGGAGGGAAUGGAACCAUGUUUGCAGCUGCCCACAGACAUGACGGACAUACACUACUGGUCCUGCUCACCGUCAUUGUGGCUGCAUGUAUUCAGUUUCGGUGCCAGUGAAGAACAGACACGUCUAACAGUGCUCAAAAUACCCAAACAUUGACAACAAUUUCAUUGUCACAACAGCAUUCUGAAUACAACCCCUGUGUAUAUAUGUAUGUAUAUUCCCUUAUGUGUUUCCUAGUUUUCAUAUCAAAGCACGCAUUCCAUUGAUCAAUAAUAUUAUCGUGAUUAUGAAAUGAUUAUUUUGCAUUUCAAAGCAACACACGCGAGAACGUUUCACUUCAUUCCCAAUUCGGUUUUGCUAUGUGUAAGAUGUUUACUUUUACAAUAAAAUACAAAAUGAA